AUGCGCGCUUCAAUCACUGCCGCCACGGCGCUGCUCGCCGCUUUGGUUUCUGCUCAUGGCAACAUCGUCUCGCCUCCUGCCCGUGGUGUCGGCGCCGCAAUGGCUGCAGCGUGUGGACAAGCGAACGUGAAGGCCGUGACGGCCGAUCCCACCAUUCCCUUGGAAGACUUCACCAACCCUCCUGCAACAUGCCAACUUGAUCUAUGCAGAGGAGCCAAGUUCGAGGACAACAAGGCCAAUGUCCAGACCUUCAAGGCUGGACAGGUCGUCAACAUGAAGGCCGAGAUCCCGAUCCCCCACGAGGGCCCCAUGAAUGUCUCCAUUGUCGAUACCGCAACCAACAAGGUUAUCGGACAACCUCUCAUCGUCUUCGACAGCUACGCCGACGAGAACCUCGCGGCACUGCCCAAGAACAACACCGACUUUGACAUCACCAUGCCCUCCAACCUGCCCGCGGGCACCUGCGCUCAGGCUGGCCAGUGCGUCGUUCAAUGGUUCUGGGUUGGCACUGCGGCGAAGCAGACAUACGAAAGUUGUGUAGACUUUGUUAUGGCUUGA
Molecule: messenger RNA, 558 nt
Organism: Colletotrichum abscissum
Lineage: Eukaryota; Fungi; Ascomycota; Sordariomycetes; Glomerellales; Glomerellaceae
Exons: 2
Coding region: 1-558 (185 amino acids)
Source: RefSeq, a predicted model, not a curated record